AUGCGAAAAAAAUGUGAAUCUAGACAAUCCGCAAUGCAAAAGUACGGUAUUUCACAAGCCACCUUGUUCCGUAUAUACGCACAAAGCGAAAGGAUUAAAAAUGAUUUCGAAAGCAGGAUGGAAUUUAGCACUUUCGAAACACGUUUAAUGCAACGUGCAAUUGAUAUAGAUAGAAUUGUUCACCAAUGGUACUUACGAUGUAAGGAAAGAAACGAACAAAUGACGGAAGCAGACAUAAAGAGAAGAGCUCUAGAAAUUAAUAUGAAGUUACUGGGAACUCCUAGUUUUAGCGCCGGCCGCGCUUGGUUCCAACGCUUUAAAAAACGAUACAGUAUUACUAAUGCGGAUGUCAAGGUAACUGUUCCAGUCAAAACUGAAACCAUUGCAGCGGAAGCCUUUAAAGCUGAUUUUAACAGAUUACUGAUUGAACGUCGGAUCAUACUGCGGAACGUUUACAAUGUCGUUUACACAACAAUAAUGUGGAAAAUAGUGCCAGAAGGAACUUGUAUUAUGGACCGUGCGAAAUUGACAGGAAACCUGGAAAUGUGCGAAGAUUACGUUACUGCACUUUUUUGUGCAAAUGCUACCGGAUGUCGCAAGUUGCCAGUACUACUAAUCGGUACCGAACCGGAUAUUCAUGUUUUACACAAUUACGAUACAGAAGCUUUCUCACCUAUCUACAAAUCAAAUGCCAAUGCUUGCAUGGACAGAACCAUUUUCAAAGAAUGGUACGAACACAUUUUCUUAGAAUCAGUCAAAGCAAGACAACGGGAGGACGCUCCCAGGGAGCAAUAUUUGUUGUUACUCGAUAAUGUUAUGUCACUUCACAAUCUCAAUGAUCUUCACGAUUUAGAUCGUUCCGUUAUAUUUAUGUCUCUUCCAGUUAACGUAUCACCACUCCGUCAACCAAUGAAUUGUGGUAUAAUAUCAUGUUUCAAGCGAAAGUACCGAAUCGAAUUACUGAAAACAACGAUGCCAAUAACUGUUGGCGGCACGGAGGAAGAUCUGAUAGACGUCCAUAAACAAAUAUCCAAGUGGGAUUGCUGCCGGAUUGUACAUAAUGCUUGGUCAAGUGUCGACUAUGCAAUACUGAUAAGCUCGUGGGACAACCUUUUGACGGUUAGAAUGGUGCGGAGUAUAAGUUUCGAAGAUAAAUGGGAAGCUGACAUGCAAGAAAUAUUUAAAAUUAUGAAAGUAUUACCUGCAUGUGAAGAGUGCGAAGAAAUCCAUGUGUAUAACUGGUUUUCUAUUGAGAACCAAUAUGAUAUAGUCAAGAAGAAAUGUGUCGAAGAAGUUCUUCGAGAAUUUAAUGACAAUCCAGUGAAUAUAGGUAUUAUAGACGAUGAAGCUGGACCUUCUCGUGCGAAGCUCUCAAAGAGGAGCUAAGGUGGUUUGAAACACAAAAUGAAAGUAACUCGGUGGAAUUGCUUCUAUUAAAACGCGUAUAUUAAAAAAUGUGUUAAGAUAUAUAAUAUGAUUUAUCGAUAA
Messenger RNA from Bombus impatiens (common eastern bumble bee), 1488 nucleotides. RefSeq names its product jerky protein homolog-like. The transcript has a single exon. Lineage: Eukaryota; Metazoa; Arthropoda; Insecta; Hymenoptera; Apidae. Gene Ontology annotation, cellular component: nucleus. Bases 1 to 1386 code for a protein of 461 amino acids. The record is from RefSeq and is a predicted model, not a curated record. Gene Ontology annotation, molecular function: DNA binding.